AUGAAAGAGUCGGAUCAGACGCUAAAAACAAAGGCAGAGGAGGAGAGUGGGGAGGAACGGGAGAUGUGGAAGAACAUGCAGUGGGUCAAAAAAAAGAAUCAAAGGAAAAGGAUGGCAAUCCAGAUGGGAGGGUUCCAUAAAAGAUGUGUGGCUAUUGAAGAAAAAAGAAAAGAUACAAAAACAAAACAAAAAAGAAAGGUACCCACAUCUGUUCCACCUCCGACCAAAGUGCAAAGCAUCAAUGGCUUCAGUGCCCAGGUGAGCUGGGCGUCACCCACUGAUGACAUCAGAGGCUUGAUUGACAGAUAUGAGCUGAAGGCAUACGAGAAGGAUCAUCCAGAAGUGCCACCGAUCAAAGCCAUAUACCUUGCAAAUGGAAAUUUCACUGGUGUGGUGACGGGUCUCACUCCAUCCACCCAAUACAUUGUCACUGUGAGUGCUUGUAGUCCGGCAGGCUGCGCUGAGAGUCUAAUUAAUGACAGGGGUGAUAAUAAUUUGAGAUCCAGCCUCACAACCCCAGAGGAAGUUCCCGAUGCCGUCUCCACUCCAUCUGUUGUCUCUUCCCCCUCGUCUCUCUCUGUCACCUGGGGACCUCCAGCAAGGCCAAAUGGGGGCAUUACAGAGUACCUCCUGUAUCACAAUAACCGAAUGGUCUACAGAGGGAAAAGCCAACAACAUAACAUCACUGGUCUUGAUGUGUACUCCACCCACUUGUUGGUACUGAGUGCAUGCACCUCAGUGGGUUGUACAAACAGUUCACGAGCCACUGCUCUGACCUCUCAGCUUCCUCCCGGACCCCUACAACCACCAACUCUUACCCUUCUCGACUCUAGGACUAUAUUUGUUGAGUAAGUACACAAACAUGUACCAUGCUGUGUACAUAGAAAUACACAUACUGUUACAGAGGUCAGUUGAUAAUACUUAGCAUUUAUGUAACAUGCAUACAGUUUA
This is a messenger RNA of Menidia menidia (Atlantic silverside), 951 nucleotides long. The record is from the annotation of a GenBank genome assembly. NCBI's taxonomy places the organism in Eukaryota, Metazoa, Chordata, Actinopteri, Atheriniformes, Atherinopsidae.